This is a messenger RNA of Olea europaea var. sylvestris, 875 nucleotides long. RefSeq names its product non-specific lipid-transfer protein-like protein At2g13820. Lineage: Eukaryota; Viridiplantae; Streptophyta; Magnoliopsida; Lamiales; Oleaceae. The coding region runs from base 84 to 716 and encodes 210 amino acids. The record is from RefSeq and is a predicted model, not a curated record. The transcript is spliced from 3 exons.
CACAUCAUCUCCAACUUUCCCUUGAGACCGCACAAUCCUCAACUUCUCCAAAACUUAAAAAAUAUACAAACACAUCCCAUUCCAUGGCUACCCAAUUCUUGAUCCUGACUUUAGCAAUUUCCCUAACGGUCCUAACUUUGCCUAUUUAUGCCCAAAUCACUACACCAUGCACCCCUUCAAUGAUUUCUACCUUCACACCUUGCAUGAAUUUCCUUACUAAUAGUAGCCUUAAUGGGACUUCUCCUCCUGCAGAUUGCUGCAAUUCACUCAGAUCUUUAAUGAGCAGUGGCAAGGACUGUUUCUGCCUCAUGACGACCGGUAGUGUUCCGUUUAACAUGCCCAUCAACCGGACCUUAGCCAUUUCUCUCCCCCGCGCCUGUAACAUGCCCAGUGUGCCCCUCCAGUGCAAAGCAUCUGGUGCUCCAGUUCCAGCUCCAGCUCCAAGUCCAACAGCAUUUGGACCAACGAUGUCACCAAAAUCUGCUCCAUCUCCUACUUCUGAAGCUCCGACCUCUCCAGAGCCCCUGUCGCCACCACUUUCUCCAGAAGCCGAUGCAACUCCAACUCCACCAUCGGCAACCACCGGCCCAGGAGCCCCAACAAGCAAUACAGGGAACAGAGCAGGAGUGACCCCAUCGGCGGCUCACCCUUUGUUCAGUGCUUCGCCUUUGCUUCUUCUUGCCGUGCUUGGAGUUUUUGCUUUGAAAUACUAUUAAUUUGUUGCCUCGAUUAUAGGGUAUUCUUUAGGGGUUGGGGGUUUAAUUUAGUUUCAGUGAUUUGAUUUGUUGAGGGAGUAUUGUUGUUUCUAUUUGUAAUAUUGAUGUUGAGAUACAAUCAUUUAUUUCUAUAUUGAAUUGGGAUCUCAUGUAUGUUUA